UCCGCGAGAUCCACAUUAAUCUCACUAUGUAUCUGAUUGCAUAUCAAUUAUAAUUUGGUUAAAAAGAAGUAAUCAAAAUAUGUUAAGAAUAAAUAAAUAAUAUUUAUAAUCUAAUCCAUAUUUAAUAAAUGAAUAAAAUUAAUUAGUAAUUAGCACCGAAAAACAAGUCACCAACUGAAAGAUGUCUGCUAUAAAAACCUACGAUUGUCAAAAAGAAUUCAACCCAAAUCCAACUCCUCAACACUGACUCGUAACGGAAAACCCUCUGAUAAUUAUCUCCUCUCCGAUAAAUACGGAUUGCCUGCAAAUAAAUAAAUUCACACACAUUUCACUCACUGUGUGAAGAAAAUACCAAAAAAAAAAAUUAAUGGUUAUAAAUAUUCCAGGUCCAGCGGCGGGAGGAGGAGGAUCUGCAUGUGGUGGGGCGGCCGCCGCCGCCGCGGUGGAAGUGCACAGAGUGUGCCUUCCGCCGCCGAGAACCACCGUGGAGAAACUCCGGCGCCGGCUGGCGGACAUCUUCUUCCCCGACGACCCGCUUCAUGGGUUCAAGGAUCAGACCCGGUUCAGAAAGUUGGUAAUCGGGCUGCAGUUUUUCUUCCCGAUUUUUCAGUGGGGCCCGGAUUAUAGUUUUGAAUUGUUGAAAUCUGAUGUUGUUUCUGGGGUUACAAUUGCAAGCCUCGCAAUUCCACAGGGGAUUAGUUACGCGAAGCUGGCGAAUUUACCGCCGAUAAUCGGGCUUUACUCGAGUUUUGUACCGCCAUUGAUAUAUUCGGUGCUCGGGAGUUCGAGACACUUGGCGGUGGGUCCCGUCUCAAUAGCUUCACUCGUAAUGGGCACAAUGCUCAGCGAAGCCGUUUCCUACACUAAAGAACCGGAUCUUUACCUUAAACUGGCGUUUACAGCUACUUUCUUUGCCGGAAUAUUCCAAGCUUCUCUCGGUUUUUUAAGAUUAGGAUUUAUUAUCGAUUUUCUAUCGAAAGCGACUCUAGUCGGAUUCAUGGCUGGUGCGGCAGUAAUCGUUUCAUUGCAACAGCUAAAAGGGCUACUUGGAAUAGUCCAUUUCACGGCGAAAAUGCAAUUAAUCCCCGUUUUAUCCUCCGUCUUCCAUCACACGGACGAGUGGUCGUGGCAGACAAUUGUCAUGGGAGUUGGUUUUCUUGUCUUGCUACUGACAACAAGGCAAAUCAGCAUGAAAAAACCGAAACUGUUUUGGAUAUCAGCAGCCGCCCCGUUGGCAUCGGUUGUUCUUUCAACUAUCCUAGUAAUCUGCAUUAAAUCCAAAUACCAAGGCAUUCAGACUAUUGGUUAUUUGCCGAAGGGUUUAAAUCCACCAUCUUCGAACAUGCUAUUUUUCAGCGGCCCUCAUCUCGCUCUAGCUAUCAAAACCGGCAUUCUCACCGGAAUUCUUUCUCUCACAGAAGGAAUUGCUGUUGGAAGAACAUUUGCAGCUAUGAAAAAUUACCAAGUUGAUGGUAAUAAAGAAAUGGUGGCCAUUGGCUUAAUGAACAUAGCCGGUUCUUGCUCGUCAAGUUACGUCACCACAGGGUCAUUUUCACGAUCGGCUGUGAAUUACAACGCGGGGGCGAAAACGGUGGUGUCGAAUAUAGUAAUGGCUGCAGCUGUGCUUAUUACUCUGUUAUUCCUCAUGCCGUUAUUUCAUUACACUCCAAAUUUAAUCCUCGCAGCCAUUAUUAUAACCGCGGUUAUAGGCCUAAUCGAUUAUCAGUCAGCGUAUAAACUGUGGAAAGUCGAUAAACUCGACUUUGUUGCUUGCUUGUGCUCGUUUUUCGGUGUUCUGUUUAUCUCGGUCCCUAUCGGUCUUGCUAUAGCAGUUGGAAUUUCGAUUUUCAAGAUUCUAUUGAACGUGACGAGGCCGAAUACAGCUGCUUUGGGGAAUAUUCGAGGAACUCAAAUUUAUCGAAACCUUAAUAUAUACAAAGACGCUGUUAGGGUUCCGUCAUUUCUUAUACUAGCGGUUGAAGCUCCUAUUUACUUUGCGAAUUCGACUUAUCUGCAAGAAAGGAUUAUGAGAUGGGUUAGGGAAGAAGAAGAGUGGUUGGCAUUAAAUAACCAGAGCAAUUUGAAAUGUGUGAUUCUUGAUAUGACUGCUGUGACGGCAAUAGACACGAGCGGUAUCGAUACAAUAAGCGAACUCCGGAAGGUGCUCGAAAACCGAUCACUUAAGUUUGUUUUGGCAAAUCCGGUCGGAAAUGUGAUGGAGAAACUGCAUAAAUCGAAAGUAUUAGAGCCGUUCGGAUUAGAAGGACUAUAUUUGACAGUUGGAGAAGCGGUAGCUGAUAUUUCAUCUUCAUGGAAGGUUUAGUUUUUUUUUUUUUUUAAAGACUUAGUUUUUUUUGGGGACCAUUUUAGUUAGGUUGAAAGGCAGACUUUGCUUUUUUUUUUUUUUUUUUGUAAUUGCUUUUGUUUUUGCUAG
Messenger RNA from Erythranthe guttata (spotted monkey flower), 2434 nucleotides. Its product is annotated as putative sulfate transporter 3.4. Gene Ontology annotation, cellular component: membrane. Gene Ontology annotation, biological process: sulfate transmembrane transport. Lineage: Eukaryota; Viridiplantae; Streptophyta; Magnoliopsida; Lamiales; Phrymaceae. The record is from RefSeq and is a predicted model, not a curated record. Gene Ontology annotation, molecular function: secondary active sulfate transmembrane transporter activity.